Juglans regia (Persian walnut) is the source of this 1537-nucleotide messenger RNA. Its product is annotated as syntaxin-124. Bases 227 to 1135 code for a protein of 302 amino acids. The record is from RefSeq and is a predicted model, not a curated record. NCBI's taxonomy places the organism in Eukaryota, Viridiplantae, Streptophyta, Magnoliopsida, Fagales, Juglandaceae. The transcript has a single exon. Gene Ontology annotation, cellular component: endomembrane system; SNARE complex; plasma membrane. Gene Ontology annotation, biological process: vesicle fusion; intracellular protein transport; exocytosis. Gene Ontology annotation, molecular function: SNAP receptor activity; SNARE binding.
CUAAUACAUCCAUUAACACCGCCAAAAAUAAGGAAACUUCGCCUUACGUACGUACGUACAUUCAUUUCUUGCGACAGUUUUUGCUUUUUCCCACCUUCCAAAACCCUCAAAAACUUCAGUUAUACGAGAAAAAAGGACCAUAUUAUUGAUCACUUCUUCAAUUCUUUUUGAUCGAAAGAACCCCAUUUGCAGAAGUGAGAACAGUGGUUUGUAAACUUGAGCCAAGAUGAACGACUUGUUCUCGAGCUCGUUCAAAAAAUAUACUGACCUGAAGCAGCAGGCUUACCUGGACGACAUGGAAUCCGGCAAAGAGAGUAUCAACCUCGACAGGUUCUUUGAAGAUGUCGAGAAUGUCAAGGAAGACAUGAGCCAAGUUGAGAGGCAGUACAGAAAGUUACAAGACGCAAAUGAAGAGUGCAAGAUCGUCCACAAUGCUAAAACCAUGAAAGAAUUACGAGCCCGGAUGGACUCAGACGUUGAGCAGGUCCUCAAGCGCGUCAAAGUUAUCAAGGGGAAACUCGAAGGCUUAGAACGUUCCAACGUAGCCCACAGAAAACUGCCAGGAUGCGGUCCAGGUUCUUCUGCAGAUCGAACCAGGACCUCGGUUGUUAACGGGUUGGGGAAGAAGCUCAAGAACAUGAUGGAUGAUUUUCAGGGACUGAGAAACAGAAUGACACUCGAAUAUAAGGAAACUGUGGAACGCAGGUAUUUCACCAUCACAGGAGAGAAAGCAACCGAAGAAACUAUUGAGAAUAUGAUAUCAAGUGGGGAAAGCGAAAGUUUUCUGCAAAAGGCAAUUCAGGAACAGGGGAGAGGUCGGAUCUUGGAUACCAUAUCAGAGAUUCAAGAAAGACAUGAUGCUGUAAAGGAGAUAGAGAAGAAUUUGAUGGAGCUCCAUCAGGUAUUCUUGGACAUGGCUGCUCUGGUGGAGUCUCAGGGUCACCAGCUCAACGACAUAGAGAGUCACGUUGCGCAUGCUAAUUCGUUUGUGAGACGAGGCACCGAUAAUCUUCAGGAGGCCAGGGAGUAUCAGAAAAGCUCCCGGAAGUGGACAUGCAUCGCCAUUGCCCUUGUUGCUAUUGUCAUAGUCGUCCUCCUAUUUCCAAUUUUAACACAAUAUUUUUUGCAUCAAUAGUGAUAGGAAGAAAAAGAAAGAAACAAUUUUUUUUUUCUUUUUGUCAAUCGAUCUGAGAAAGCAUGUACUGCGUAGUCUACAACAUUCAGGUAUGUCACAAAGGAAUUUCUUAUCCAGAUCGAGCUAGUACUGCGUAGUGAUCUACAUGAAACUCGUCUGCAGCCCCUCUUUCCUAAGAGCUAUUUUGCAUUUGUUUACAUCGAGGUGCCAUGGCAAAGGGAAAUGAGGAUGCGUCGACAUAUUUAACACUAGGAAGACAUUAAUGUAAUGGCAAUUUGAUACGUUUCUUGAAAUGCAAUUUGCAUUCAUGUACUAGUUUUCCAUCUCCUUUUUUCUCAUUUUUUUAGUCGCAGAUUGAAAUGAUACCGAAGUGAAUUUUAACAUGCAUUAUAUUAUUCUAUA